UAUGGAUCCUUUAUGGUGGUUCCUGGUCCCUGCAGAGAUUUCCAGAUUAGUAACAUGGACGUGGUAGAGGCUGAUCAACUAAGACACUAGCAGUUCAGCCCCCACAAACUUAACUUUUGUUGAGAAUUUUUCAAGAAUGAAAUUGGAUUAGACCCAGGAAUGACGUAUCCUGUUUGAUUUCUUUACCGCUUGUACUCUGACAAGCUUUGUGUUUAGGCAGGCUUUUGUUUCUGGCUCUGAACUGCUUUAAAAAAAUUGGGAGUGCGUCUCAGGGUGUCGAGGGCGAUAUGCUUGCACUGACUAGCGAGGUUUAGGUCGAGCUGUUUGCUUUGUUCUUCUCACCACCCCCAGGCCAGUUGUACAACAUGCCCGUACGGUUUAAAAAGGAAAGGAAAAAAAAAAAAAAAAAGAGAAAUGCUGAGUAAUGCCAGCGGUUUUUCAAAUGGCUGAUGCAAACCUGGAGAAUUUGCAUCAUCAUUCAGCUAGAGUAGCUUGGUAUGACAAGAGCUUAAAUACAAGUCCAUGCGGAAGCUGAGCUGGUUUCCAAUGAUAGGGCAGUACCACAGUGUGAAAACGCAGGUGUUCCUGAGCUGAGCUUGGAUCACAGGAAGGGCUCACAUACUCUUAAAGAGCUUGUUACCUGUGUGUAGGAGCAGCUGGAAAGAUAAGAGAAGACAGAGGAAGAGACAAAGUAGUUGGCUACAUAGAGGGGGGGAAAAAUCCCCUUCAGUUUCUGCUGAAAACUUUUCUGCCUGUGCUUGCCAGCAGUGUGUUGGUGGCACUGUAGCAUGUUUAGGAAAGCUGCCGUGCCCACGGUCUCUAAUGGAAGCUACUUGCAGGGACAAGGUAAUGGCAAGUUGUCCUCUAUGGACAGCAAACAGCCAGCCCAGGAGGGAAAAGUUAUGCUGAAGAGGAAAGUGACACUUUUGAGGGGGAUAUCCAUCAUAAUUGGCACUAUCAUUGGAGCUGGCAUCUUCAUCUCUCCCAAAGGCAUCCUGAAGAACACAGGCAGCGUGGGCAUGUCCUUGACUGUGUGGACAGUGUGUGGUAUCCUCUCACUUUUUGGUGCCCUCUGCUAUGCUGAACUAGGAACAUGCAUUAAGAAAUCUGGUGGUCACUACACCUAUAUCCUGGAGGCCUUUGGCCCAUUACCUGCAUUUGUGAGGGUCUGGGUUGAACUACUCAUCAUUCGCCCUGCUGCCACAGCAGUGAUAUCAUUGGCAUUUGGACGCUAUAUCUUGGAACCUUUCUUUAUGCAGUGUGAAAUCCCAGAACUUGCAGUUAAACUUAUUACAGCUGUCGGCAUCACACUGGUGAUGGUCCUGAAUAGCACAAGUGUCAGCUGGAGUGCCCGCAUUCAGAUGUUCCUUACCUUUUGUAAGCUUGUAGCAAUUCUGAUAAUUAUAGUCCCUGGAGUUAUCCAGCUAAUUAAAGGAGAAACACAGCACUUUAAAAAUGCCUUUGCAGGGAAUGAUGCCAGUAUUAUGGGAUUACCACUUGCUUUCUAUUCAGGAAUGUAUGCUUAUUCAGGCUGGUUUUACCUCAAUUUUGUUACCGAAGAAGUGGAAAACCCUGAAAAAAACAUACCCCUCGCAAUAUGCAUUUCAAUGAUUAUCGUCACAGUUGGCUAUGUGUUAACAAACGUGGCUUAUUUCACUACAAUCAGUGCUGGGGAAUUGCUGCUUUCAAAAGCUGUAGCAGUGACCUUUGCUGAACGACUAAUGGGAAACUUUUCUUUAGCUGUACCAGUGUUUGUUGCUCUCUCCUGCUUUGGAUCUAUGAAUGGUGGCAUUUUUGCAGUCUCCAGGAUGUUCUUCGUUGCAUCCCGUGAGGGUCACCUUCCAGAAAUUCUCUCCAUGAUUCAUGUCCGCAAGCACACUCCUCUGCCAGCUGUCACUGUUUUGCAUCCUCUCACAAUGAUAAUGUUAUUCAACGGGGAUCUCUACAGCCUCUUGAAUUUCCUCAGCUUUGCCAGGUGGCUUUUUAUUGGACUAGUAGUUGCUGGGUUGAUUUAUCUCAGAUAUAAACGUCCUGAUAUGCCUCGUCCUUUCAAGGUUCCUCUGUUUAUUCCAGCACUGUUUUCCUUCACUUGCCUCUUCAUGGUUGCGCUGUCACUUUACUCUGACCCAGUGAACACAGGGAUUGGAUUUGCAAUAACCCUGACUGGCAUUCCUGCCUACUACCUCUUUAUUGUAUGGGACAAUAAACCAAAGUGGUUCAGAAAGCUUCUAGGUAAGGUAACCAUAACAUUGCAAAUCCUCUUGGAAGUCAUCCCAGCAGAGGAAGAUCAGAAAUCAUGAUCAUCAUGUACAGCUUUUGGCUUGGUGUUUCAUUUCUACCUGAAAUAAAAAGAGUAGGGAGACUUACUCCCCUUCCUAACAUGCUGCAAACUGGAGGAACAAGUCACUUACCAGAAUUGUCUUUUAUAAUGCUGUUGCAAAAUUUUUUUUAACAUGGUUAUGUAUAUAUAGAAAGCAAGUACUUGUGCUAUGAGGGAACUCUUUACUAUUUCUUUUGGUACAGUGUCUUAUUUUAACAAACUGCAUUUGUUUUCCUUGUCACUGAAGAUAGGUUCAAGUAAUGUAUAAUAGCUGGGUGAACUGUGAAUAAUGUACCUUACUUUCUGUCCCUGGAGAUC
Poecile atricapillus (Black-capped chickadee) is the source of this 2638-nucleotide messenger RNA. RefSeq names its product solute carrier family 7 member 11 (gene SLC7A11). The record is from RefSeq and is a predicted model, not a curated record. The transcript has 12 exons. Gene Ontology annotation, cellular component: membrane. Bases 789 to 2300 code for a protein of 503 amino acids. Gene Ontology annotation, molecular function: L-amino acid transmembrane transporter activity. Gene Ontology annotation, biological process: amino acid transmembrane transport. Lineage: Eukaryota; Metazoa; Chordata; Aves; Passeriformes; Paridae.